AUCUGUACAAGGAGGCCAUGAUGGAGGAGCACCAGCCUCUUAUAUCACAAGGUGUCAUGAAGAAAACCAGCAAUAUGACCCUUCUCCUGAAUAAGCCACCAAGGAUGGACAGGAAGGAGAUCAGCAGAAGAAUAUUAGACCUCACCUUGGAGAUCAUCUCCCUGCUGAUCCGAGAGAAAAUCCCAGUAAGAAUUCUGAAGAAAACAUCAUGUUAUCACAAAAUUAUAAAGCAGAAGAUGAAGAUAUCAUGCAGCGCUCUUCAGGAGAAAACGUCAAUGUACAUUUUGGACUUCACAAUACAGAUCUGUCAGAAAGGGGGUAAAAGGCUCCAGUGUGGUAAAGUGGUUUCAGAAAGCGCAGGCAUUUCUACAUACAGAAGCGAGAAACCAUAUUCAUGUUCAGAAUGUGGGAAGUGCUUUACGGAGAAAUCAAAUCUUCUCAGACAUGAGAGAAGUCACACAGGAAAAAAACCGUAUUCAUGUUCAAAAUGUGAGAAAUGUUUUUAUCAAAAAUCUGAUCUUGUCAAACAUGAAAUAAUUCACACAGGAGAGAAGCCAUACUCAUGUACAGAAUGUGGGAAAUGUUUUAAUCAAAAAUCAGAUCUUGUUAAACAUAAGAGAAUUCACACAGGAGAGAAGCCAUAUUCAUGUUCAAAAUGUGGGAAGCGCUUUACUGAGACGUCAAAUCUUCUUAGACAUGAGAGAAGUCACAUAGGAGAAAAACCGUAUUCAUGUUCAGAAUGUGGGAAAUGUUUUGCACGAAAAUCAAAUCUUGUUAAUCAUGAGAGAAUUCACACAGCUGAGAAACCAUAUUCAUGUUCAGAAUGUGGGAGAAGUUUUAAAGAUAAAGCAAGUCUUGUUAUUCAUGAGAGAAGUCACAUAGGAGAAAAACCAUAUUCAUUUUCAGAAUGUGGGAACAAAAAAUCACAAACAUCAGACCUUGUUGCCCAUGAGAGAAUCCACACAGGAGAGAAGCCUUAUUCGUGUUCAGAAUGUGAUAAGUGCUUUACAGGGAAAUCAAAUCUUCUUAGACAUACGAGAUGUCACACAGGAGAAAAAACAUAUUCAUGUUCAGAAUGUGGGAAAUGUUUUAAACAAAAAUCUGAUCUUGUUAAACAUGAGAGAAUUCACACAGGAGAGAAGGCAUAUUCAUGUUCAGAUUGUGGGAAAUGUUUUAAUAGAAAAUCAGUUCUUGUUAAACAUGAGAGAAUUCACACAGGAGAGAAGCCGUAUUCCUGUUCAGAAUGUGGGAAGUGCUUUACAGAAAAAUCAAAUCUUGUUAAACAUGAAAGAAUUCACACAGGUGAGAAACCAUAUUCAUGUUCAGAAUGUGGGAAAUGCUUUAUAGAUAAAUCAGAUCUUGUUAUUCAUGAGAGAAUUCACACAGGAGAGAAGCCAUAUUCAUGUUCAGAUUGUGGGAAAUGUUUUAAUAGAAAAUCAGAUCUUGCUAAUCAUGAGAGAAUGCACACAGGAGAAACAUAUUCAUGUUCAGAAUGUAAGAAAUGUUUUAAACAAAAAUCAGUUCUUGUUAAACAUGAGAGAAUUCACACAGGAGAGAAGCCGUAUUCCUGUUCAGAAUGUGGGAAGUGCUUUACAGAUAAAUCAAAUCUUGUUAAACAUGAGAGAAUUCACACAGGUGAGAAACCAUAUUCAUGUUCAGAAUGUGGGAAAUGCUUUAUAGAUAAACCAAGUCUUGUUAUUCAUGAGAGAAUUCACACAGGAGAGAAGCCAUAUUCAUGUUCAGAAUGUGGGAAGUGCUUUACAGCAAAUUCAAAUCUUCGUAAACAUAAGAGAAGUCACACAGGAAAAAAAACAUAUUCAUCUGAGAGGCCAUUUUCAUGUUCAGAAUGUGAGAAAUGUUUUAAACAAAAAUCUAAUCUUGUUAAACAUGAGAGAAUUCACACAGGAGAGAAACCCUAUUCAUGUUCAGAAUGUGGGAAAUGUUUUUCAGAUAAGUCAAAUCUGGUUAGACAUGAGAGAAGUCACACAUGA
Molecule: messenger RNA, 1991 nt
Organism: Bufo bufo (common toad)
Lineage: Eukaryota; Metazoa; Chordata; Amphibia; Anura; Bufonidae
Product: zinc finger protein 260-like
Exons: 5
Coding region: 18-1991 (657 amino acids)
Biological process (GO): regulation of DNA-templated transcription
Molecular function (GO): RNA polymerase II cis-regulatory region sequence-specific DNA binding; DNA-binding transcription factor activity, RNA polymerase II-specific
Source: RefSeq, a predicted model, not a curated record